AUGGCGGGGCGGGGCAGGAGCGAGGUGCGGGGGGCGCGCGGCGGUGGCAGCGGUGGCGGCGGCAGUGGCGGCGGCGGGGGGCGUGUGCGCGCGGGCGCGGCGCUGGGAUCAGCGCCCCGCGGGGGUGGCCUUCUCCAUGCCUCUCGCUGCGGCAGGACGCGCGAAGGGGAAGCGGCGCAGGGGCUCGGCGGAGGCGGCCAGGCUCCCGGCUUACCUGCGGUGCCUGCAAUCAGUGGAGACAGCAGACACCGCGGCUCAGUGGACAUCGGAAGAAACCGAGUGGGGGGCGCUGGGAUGUCUCCACGUCCCCCGAGCUGA
Messenger RNA from Castor canadensis (American beaver), 318 nucleotides. NCBI's taxonomy places the organism in Eukaryota, Metazoa, Chordata, Mammalia, Rodentia, Castoridae. The record is from RefSeq and is a predicted model, not a curated record.